Cyphomyrmex costatus is the source of this 1530-nucleotide messenger RNA. Its product is annotated as silk gland factor 1. Gene Ontology annotation, biological process: cell differentiation; anatomical structure morphogenesis; regulation of transcription by RNA polymerase II. Lineage: Eukaryota; Metazoa; Arthropoda; Insecta; Hymenoptera; Formicidae. The record is from RefSeq and is a predicted model, not a curated record. The transcript has a single exon. Gene Ontology annotation, molecular function: RNA polymerase II cis-regulatory region sequence-specific DNA binding; protein domain specific binding; DNA-binding transcription factor activity, RNA polymerase II-specific. The coding region runs from base 1 to 1518 and encodes 505 amino acids.
AUGACCAUGCUUCAGUCGCAAAAGCUGUACGGCGAUGCGGGUGCCAUGACCAGUGCCGCGAUGUCCAGUAUGGGCAGCAUGGCGCCCACGUACAGCUCGAUAAACUCAAUGGGAUGCGUGCCGAUGGGGAUGUCAAUGGGAGUCGGAGUCGGGCCCAGCUGCAGCCCUCAGGGCGCCGGCGGUUUUAACAUGAGUAGCAUGAGCUCGGCGAUGGGAAUGGCGUCGAUGGGAGGCGGCGGGAUGAGCGGCUACAGCGGUGCUUCGAUGGGCGCCGGCGGUGCCUGUAUGAGCGCCGUCGGAUACGGUCCGCUUACUCCCGGCGGAGGCACCGGCGUCAGCCGAGAUCCGCUCGCGCUAACCGAACCGGACUCGCCGAAUUCAGCUCUCCAGCGUGCCCGCAGCGAUAAGUCCUAUCGACGUAGUUACACUCACGCGAAGCCGCCGUAUUCCUACAUCAGCCUCAUCACCAUGGCGAUACAGAACGCGCCUCACAAGAUGCUGACUCUCUCGGAGAUCUAUCAGUUCAUCAUGGAUCUGUUUCCGUUUUACAGACAGAAUCAGCAGCGUUGGCAAAACUCGAUCAGGCAUUCCUUGAGCUUUAACGAUUGCUUCGUCAAGGUGCCGCGUACGCCGGAUAAACCCGGCAAAGGAUCCUUUUGGACGCUACACCCCGACAGCGGCAAUAUGUUCGAGAACGGUUGUUACCUACGACGCCAAAAGAGGUUCAAGGACGAGAAGAAGGAGCUGAGCAGACAGAGUAACAAACAUCAGCAGCAUCAGCAACAUCAGGCGUCGGCGGUGGCUACGGUAGCGGUGGCGGCUGGCGCGACCAUCGCCGGCCAGCACAGUCCAUCCACUCACGAGGUCGCGCCUGGUACCAAGAAGACCGGCGGCUCGUCCAUCCACCACGGCGGCCCUCAGCAGGACGACAAAGACUUGCACUCGUUGGUCUCCUCGCACCACCAUCAUCACACGAGUCUGCAUCAGCAUCACACCGCUCUCAAGAGCGACACGGACAUCGGCGGUCUACUCGGGCCCGAUCUCAGCGCUGCUCACGACGAGCUCACCGCGAUGGUCAGCCGCGGCAUUCAUCCGCAACUGUUGUCCGACACCGCGAGCCUCCACCACGGCAUGACGGGCAGCCUGAAGCAGGAGCCGCUUUACGGAACGGCGGCCAAUCAUCCGUUCAGCAUCAACAGGUUAUUGCCGCGCGACACCGCCGGCACCUCACCCGGUGCCCAGGACACCAAACCGCCCGAGAUGAAGAUGUACGAACAGCUGCAUCAGAGCUACGCUAACUUCGGCUCGCCGCAUCAUCCGCACGCGCACUCGGCGCCGCCCAGCCAUCAUCAUCACAACGGCAUGCACGCCGGCACGAACGCCGCCGGGCCGAUGCACAUGACGAAUCAUCAUCAUCAGGAGUAUUAUCAGAGCCCGCUUUAUCAUCACGCGACGAGCGUGGCCACCACCAGCGCUCCACCGCCACCCGCUGUCGCCAGCGCGGCACCGGGCUUGUGACAUCACGCUACC